This is a messenger RNA of Klebsormidium nitens, 3753 nucleotides long. Lineage: Eukaryota; Viridiplantae; Streptophyta; Klebsormidiophyceae; Klebsormidiales; Klebsormidiaceae. The record is from the annotation of a GenBank genome assembly.
CAAUUCAAUGCAAUUCAAUGCAGCUCGGCGCUGCCUGCGCCAUGGCAUGUCUGAGAAAGAGGGGCAGAGACGGCAGAGGCCCCCCUUAGCCCCAAGAGGCAGCUUGGGGGUUCUGAGCACGGGUUGCAAGUUGUUCCAGGUCUGGCUACCUGUGUUGGGCUAGAAAGUCCCUGACUGAUCACCUUGUAAAGGCAACCUCGUGCGCCGUAAGUGCAGCUCCUAGAGAUGCGGUUCCAUCGAGGUCGCGGCGGCGGGCGGCCCGCCCGGCCACCCCGCCGGGGACCCCCAGGAGAGUAUGUACUUGACCACUCUCUUGUGCCAAGGUUAGAGCAGUACUCACUCACCAAUGAUAUCAACGAUCUGGAUGAAGUCACAAAUCAUUUGCGGGCGACCAACAGGGAGUAUCAGCGGCAGAAGCUCGGUCCCUUUCGGAAGAUGGUGGCAAAAGCGGUAACGGUGGUGAGGCGGCGGGCGUCUGAGGCAGAGCAGCAGGAGCGAAACCUCCGCAGGCUUGAGCGAAGGCACGUCUCUCGUGCUUCCGGUGGGCCUGGGAGCGAUGAUGUCAGCGACGAGGACAGCGAAGAUGCUGAGGGUUCAGACGGAAGCGAGGGCUCAGACUCGGACGAAAAGGAGCUUGCCUUUGAGGGCUGGGAGGAGGAAAGGCAAGGCCACAAUCACCUGAACUCCUCUCUCAGGGGGUUUUAUGAUUCGCCGAGAGAGGGUGCCGAAGAUGGAACGGGGGGGCAAAGCGGAGUGCAAAGAGAGGGGGCCACAGAGCAGGAAGAGGGUGCGAAUAGGUCGGCGCCUCCAGCAGAGACGAGCGGCAGGGGUGUGAAUGAGCGGGCCGUAGGGAAUGUCAGUAAAGCGGGGGGAAAGAGAAAGAGGGACGAGAAAGAUGUUGUUGGGGCAGGGACGGAUGCAAGUGCAGGAGCGAGGGGAGGUUCAGAAAACGGGGUUAGUGAGGGUUUGCAUAACCUAGAUUCGGCCGGGGUCUCUGCUGAGAUGCCAGGGGGGGGAGGUUUGGGAAGACCAGCAGCGGGCCAGCAAAAUGACGCAGGCGGUUUACCAAACCUGGUCGAAAACGGGCAUCGGCCGGCUGCGGGUAAUCAGAGGCUGCCACCUGGCGCUCGCGGGAGUGCGCAAAAGACUCCAAAUGGAAGCAACCUGAGGAGGGGCAGAAAGUUCGUUAGAGGGGCUUCACAGGCAGGGGCCAGAGGUGGGACCAAUUUGGGGGAGGCACGGCCGGCAGGGGAGGAGGGGGAGGCGCCGCUGGGGGCAUCGCAACCAAAAUGCGUGUGGUUCAAGGACCUGGGGGGCAUUGAGGGGACGCUGGACGCGAUACGGGAGCUGAUUCUGUACCCUUUAGCCCACCCCGAAGUCUACGACCACCUUCGGGUGCAACCCCCCCGUGGCGUCCUGCUUCACGGCCCCCCCGGUUGCGGCAAAACCAUGCUUGCGCACGCAAUUGCCAACGAGACCGGCGUCCGGUUUCUGAGCAUCUCCGCGCCCGAGGUAGUGUCCGGAAUGUCGGGCGAGUCCGAGGCGAAGAUUCGGACGCUGUUCCAGGACGCGGAGCGGAUGGCGCCUGCGCUGAUUUUCAUCGAUGAGAUCGAUGCAAUCACGCCGAAACGGGAAACGGCUCAGAGGGAGAUGGAGCGGCGAAUUGUGGCUCAGCUUCUGACCUGCAUGGACGCCCUCAACGAGCCGCACGCAUCCCCCGACACCUCUCCGCCGUCCGAUCCCGGGGAGCCCGCUUCCGAGCCGUCCGAUACCCCCAGGAAGGGCCACGUGAUCGUGAUCGGGGCAACCAACCGGCCGGACUCGCUCGACCCGGCACUCAGGCGAGCCGGCCGUUUUGACCGGGAGAUCGGCCUGGGGAUUCCGGAUGAGGAAGCGCGCGUGAGGAUUAUAAAAGUGAUCGCGGGGAAACUGCGGCUUCAGGGAGACUUCGACUUCAAGAAGAUUGCGAAGAAGACGCCCGGGUUUGUGGGGGCUGAUCUGCAGGCGCUGACGACGGAGGCGGCGGCGGUGGCUGUGAAACGGAUCUUCGCUGGGCUGGGCCAAGAGCAGAGUGACGGUGUAGACGGGGAAAUGACGUCAGCCAAGGGGGAGGAAAUAGUGAAAGGAGAAGGUCUGGAAGUCGGAGGAGCGGAAGGGACGGGAGCGCCUGCAAACGAGGGAACGCUAGAAGUUCGAGAGGCCGACUUAGCGGGUGCUGGUCAGGCGGAGUCUCUAGGGGUUGCGGAAACGAAACCCGCCAUCUCCGAAGGAAACGCAGGAAUCCUGGCCGAUGCUUCAGUCUCCGUCCCAAGCACCAGGUCCCAAGAACCGAACAAUCUCUCACAACCUACCAGCAUGCAGAUAGAAGACGCCGCCCUUCCAUCCCAGCCAUUUCCGCAACCCUCUCUAGUUCCGCUCCAACCCCACCCUCCAACCAUUUCCCAAACAACAACGCCCGCCGAUGUGCCCCCUGAAACCGCAACUUUUCUCCCGCUCCACGAGCGCUCCGAUUGGCUGUCCCCGUUCACACCGGCGCAGCUGGCGACCCUGAGCAUAACGAUGCCCGACUUCGAGGCCGCCAUUCCGCGGGUGCAGCCGUCCUCCAAGCGGGAGGGGUUCGCGACCAUCCCGGACGUGACGUGGGCUGACGUCGGCUCGCUGGACGAGAUCAAGGAGGAGCUCGAGUACGCGGUCGCGCUGCCCAUCAAGUGCCCCGAGCAGUUCCAGGCUAUGGGGCUUCCACUAGCGACAGGUGUCCUGCUGUAUGGCCCACCAGGGUGCGGGAAGACGCUGGUUGCCAAGGCCAUCGCGAACGAUGCGGGGGCAAAUUUUAUCUCCAUCAAGGGUCCCGAGCUGCUGAACAAGUACGUGGGCGAGAGCGAGCGCGCGGUGCGGCAGAUCUUCACGCGCGCGCGCGACAGCUUCCCGUGCAUCCUCUUCUUUGACGAGAUGGACGCGCUCGCGCCGAAGCGCGGCGGGAGCGACGGGAACGCGGCCGCGGAGCGCGUUGUGAACCAGCUGCUGACGGAGAUGGACGGCCUGGAGCAACGGAAGGGGGUCUACCUCAUUGCGGCGACCAACAGGCCCGACAUGAUCGACCCCGCGCUACUCCGCCCCGGUCGCCUGGACAAGCUGCUGUACGUGCCGCUCCCCACUCCAGGGGGGCGCGCGCAGAUACUGAGGACACUCACGAGGAAGACCCCCCUGGCGCCCGGCCUGGACGUGGCGCCCGUUGGGGAGAGCGACGCGUGCAGGGGCUUCAGCGGGGCCGACCUCGCCGCGCUGGUGCGCGAGGCUUGCAUCGCCGCCAUCAAAGAGGCCACCGCUUCCCUCCUUUCGCCGCGGGGGGCUGUUUCCGCCCCAGCCGUGGGCCCCCCGCUCGUGCACGCCAAGCAUUUUGAGACGGCCCUGGCUAAACUCUCCGCUUCGGUGUCAGCCGUAGACGAGAGGCGAUACGAAGUUUUGAGACAAAAGCUCAGAAGCUCUCGCGGCCACCUAAAGCAAGAGGCUAGCCGGGAGAAGCUGCCAGAUGGUGACACAAACGAGAACGAGAAAGUAGAUAAGAUGGUCACAUAGCAAGGGCUCCGACGUUCGAUAACUCCGUGACGUACUCUUUGCUUGGAGUGACACAGGCCAGUCAUAUCACUGCUGAAUCGAUUGCUUCUUCUUUAGGGGUGCGCCUUCAAUCUAUUGUUCACCAGGUUGGCUCGUCACUUGCUAUUGGUACUUCACCAGGUGAAAUCAAUCUGUCGG